This is a messenger RNA of Chelonoidis abingdonii (Abingdon island giant tortoise), 468 nucleotides long. Lineage: Eukaryota; Metazoa; Chordata; Testudines; Testudinidae. The record is from RefSeq and is a predicted model, not a curated record.
CAGCUGUCCACUGGGAGCGUCUCCUUGGGGGGCUGGAGCUGUGCGAGGGGCUAUUCCCGCUCCCCCCCUCCCCGGGCUCCAGCUGGGAACACACCGAGAGCGAGAGGAGCCCAGCAGUAGCCCCUCGCCUCGCUCUUUAUCGGGGGAGCGUCCGGCCGCAUUCACUCCAUCCCGCUGCACCUGGUGCCUGCUCGGAUCAUGUCAGCUAAGCUGCUGGUGCUGCUCUUCCUCCUGGCAGUGUUUCAAGCCUGCUCCAGGAAAGUUGAAGAGGAUGAAUAUGAAGAUGUAACAGGCAACCAGAAAUGGGUAUUAGCUCCAAGAACGCAAGACACAGAUGCGACUCUUAUAUUAAACAAGUUGCUGAGGGAAUAUGACAAAAAGCUACGGCCAGACAUUGGAAUAAAACCAACAGUUAUUGAUGUUGACAUUUAUGUUAACAGCAUUGGCCCAGUGUCAUCAAUAAAUAUG